GAAGCUGCCCUCCUAACCAUACAUGGUAAGUAAUGGCCAGGACAUCCUCUCGGACCAGAGACACCCGCGUAAAAGGAAUCUAUUUAUCUCAGUGUGUGGAGGGGGGAGCGUGGAGAGAGUGGGAGGACCCAUGGGACUGGAUCGCACCCUCGAAACUUUCCACAGAGAAAAUUAGUCUCACAACUCGUCGGACUUUAAACAUGUUUCUUUCAGAGUCUGAGGAUGAAUUAGAGCAGGUCCACUCGGACUCGGAGUCUGAUAGCGACAACAGCCAUGGCAGCCUGGACGAGGACUACAUUCCGAGGGGGGGGGUCCGAGGAUCAGAUCAGGAAGACUUGACUGAUGAGGACAGCUCAGACGAGGAGUGGAAUAGUACGCCCACAAAGAGAGGAGCUUCUAGGAAGCGUUGCCGCUCUGUUUCUGCUUCUGCAGGGACAACGCCCCAGAAAUCCCCAUCCAAGAAGUGGAAAGAGAGUCCCUUCAAAAAGAAGCUCCGCUGUGCAUCCACACCCAAAAAAGACUCCCCCUCCCCCAAGACUGGCAAGAAGUUCUCCACCCCAUGCAGGAAAAAUCAAGGUGGUAAGAGGCAAGCAGAAAAAGGGCCUGUGAGAGAGGAAGAGGGUGAAGCCGAGGAUGGGGACCGGUGGCAUAACGUGGAUGAGGAGGAUAUUGAGCCUCCUCAACCACGGUUCAGACCUGAGAGGGACGUAGGGCCACAGCUGAACAGAACUGCAAAUUACACGCCACUCGAACUGUUCCAGCUGUUUUUCUCUACGACAGUAAUCGAUACAUUGGUCAAGAACACCAAUGCCUAUGGGGAAAAGAAAUACCAAAGCCAGAAGGAAAGCUGGGUGCCGGUCACAACAGCAGACAUGUAUUCUUUCCUCUCACUUGUCCUCUACAUGGGUAUUGUCCCACUAAAAACUCUGAAAGAGUUCUGGAGAGGAUCUAAGCUGUUCAGCCUGCCAUUUCCUGCCUCUGUUAUGCCCUGCAGACGCUUCCUAGCCAUUUCCAACAGUCUACACAUGAAUGAUCUUGCAGUUGAAGCGGCCAACGACCAAAAGAAAGGGACAUCAGGGUAUGACAAACUAUGCAAGAUAAAGCCACUAUAUGAGCAGAUUUUGGAGGCCUGCUACACAUUCUUUCAUCCCUACCAGCAUAUCUCCAUAGAUGAACGGAUGGUGGCAACGAAAGCAAGGAUCGGUUUGAAGCAGUAUAUUAGAAACAAGCCUACUAAAUGGGGCUUUAAGCUCUUUGUUUUAGCAGACUCAAUAUGCGGCUACACCCAGAACUUUUUUGUGUAUGGGGGGAAAAAUGGUGAACCCACAGGGAAGGGGCAAAGCUAUGAUGCUGUCAUGCGACUUCUGGACAUCCCCUUUCUGGGCAAAGGAUACAAGCUCUACGUGGACAACUUUUACACCAGUCCAACUCUUUUCCGUGACCUCCUUCUGAGAAAAAUCUGGGCAUGCGGCACCGUUCGUCCCAACGUCUCCGGUUAUCCCAAAAAUAUAAGGAAUGACAUGACCAAGAAAACGCCAAGGGGAACCAUUCGGUGGAUCAGAAAAGGAGAGCUGUUGUUUGUUAAGUGGUUAGACACCCGGGAGGUUACACUGUGUUCUACUUUACACAAAGCAUACAGCAAUGACACGGCAACGCGCAAAAUGAAAGACGCAGGCGGACAGUGGACAGUAAAGCAGGUGCCUAUUCCAGGCUGCAUCAAAGAUUACAACCAGUACAUGGGGGGUGUUGAUUUGUCAGAUGCACUCAUUUCUUACUACAAUGUCCUCCAUAAAACCCAGAAGUGGUACAAAACUCUCUUUUAUCAUUUUGUGGACAUAGCCACUGUGAAUGCCUUCAUCCUCCACAAGGAAAUGUGCAAACUGCAGAAUCGGCCUGUACUGGUGCAGAAAAAGUUCAGGGAACAACUGAUUUUGUCCCUGGCUGAGAUUGGGUCAACUCCACGCCGGUCGGGUCCACAAAACUUUCCUGCCUCUCCUUUCAAAGUGCCCCCUGCUCCUCCUGCACCCUCGUCCCUGUCCACAGGGCCACCUGCCUCCCCAUCCAGUGUCCCACCGGCCUCUCCUUCCGCAGUGCCAUCUCCUUCUCCAUCCACUGACGUGCCACCUGCUACAGCCUCUCCAAGUGUAGGUCAUCUGCCAACUUACUUUGUAGAACAAAUGAGCAAUGUGGCUCCCAGAGAUCGGGCCACUGCUGGCAGAAGGGCAUGUGUGGUCUGCAAAAAAAAGUCGCCAGUCUAUUGCAGCGUUUGUCAAAAGACACUUUGUUUCACCAGUUUAAGGAACUGCUAUAGUGAGUGGCAUAGAAGCAAUAGUAUCUGUGUCUAAGUGAUCAGACUUUUGCAUAUAGUCUGUAUAAAAUGCCUUUUCCUAGAUGGAGUGAAUUUAUCCGUACUGCAUUGUCACUAAUUUGGGGGUUCGCCCCUCUUAAACAUGUGCCUUUUAUCACCACAAGUGAACAAAUGUCAACUGCCUUUUGGUUUCUUUGCCAAACUCCUAUUUACCGAUGUUACCUCACAAGGUCGUUUCCCCGUGAUUACACAGAGUACUUCACAAGCCUGUUCAAAUGGGCUCCAAGUAGUAUGAGAUAUCUUGGUUAUAAUAGAUAUAGAAUAGAUAAUAACCAUAAUAACCUGUGGUUAGUGAACUAGAGGAGGCUCUACGUAAAUGAAUGAAUCUACCGAUUAUCUUGAUUGGCAGAAUUAAGUGAAUGAAAUCAUCCCCAAGGCUUCAGUAUCUGUUCUUGUCAUUACCCAUUGAAAUACAUCUGUGUCUCUAAAACCCUUAAUAAAAAACAUUAGAGAAUUUA
Messenger RNA from Dicentrarchus labrax (European seabass), 2826 nucleotides. RefSeq names its product piggyBac transposable element-derived protein 4-like. The record is from RefSeq and is a predicted model, not a curated record. Bases 33 to 2345 code for a protein of 770 amino acids. NCBI's taxonomy places the organism in Eukaryota, Metazoa, Chordata, Actinopteri, Moronidae. The transcript has 2 exons.